GAAAUGUCAACCAGGUUCCGGUCUCUUCCAAUGUCCUUACCGUUCCCUUCAUAUAUAUAAAUAGCCCCUCACGCUUCUCAUAAUUCAUUCUCACACACAAUUGAGAAAGAGAGAUAGAGAGAGAGAUACAAAAGGACUAACAGUAUAGAUAGUCGCAAGGGUUAGUCGAUAUUAAAUCCUAUAUUCAUCGAGUCAUUCCGGCGAUGGCGGAGAAUUUCCAGGCCGGGAUAUGCGGCGAGAGCUGGUGGAGCUCGCUCAGGGGCGUGCCUUUUGUGGGCGGUGCGUCGCCGUGCUCGGCGGUAGCCAACGACGGGGGAGGGUUUGGUUGGGCGGCAGCGGCGGCCGACAUGGCAAUGAGCAACGUCAGAGCGAGAUCUUUUGAGCACAAUGAUUCCUCGCUCUCCUCCGGUGGCUCCAUGGUCUUCGAGUUCAACCACUACAAGGCUCAGCCGCUGAGCGCCGUGCGUGGCUGCAGCAGAAGCGAGCUGGUUGUCCCCGACGUGCAGCUCACGGGAUUCGGGAUCUCAUCGCCGCUGACCCCGGAUUGGAACCAAGCCUUACUUGGUGGCGGCGGAAAAUUUGCUCAGAGCAAUUAUUGUUCGAUAUUGAACGAAGACAUGGGUUCAAGAAUCCAGAAGGAAUGGAGCCCCAGAAGAUAUUCAAGUUGUGUGGUUGAAGAUUCCUCCAUCAAUGGGUUCAAGCAAAUAAGUCAAGAAUUCUCUUCGGACCAAUCUGAACUGACUUCCAUCACAACCAGCGCGACCACCGUGGCCACCUGCGAGGGUUUCUCAGCUGGGUUUCCGAUGGGAUCGGGACUGUCCGGUGGAGGGUUGUAUGGAUUCCCUUUGAUACAAAGCUUACUUGACGAGCCCACAGGUUUUCAGCCCCAACAUCAAUCCCUCCUGAACAGCCCAGCGCGGUCGGUGAACAACUUCUCUCAGACCAAUAGCUCCGAUGAUCAAUCGCCCCCUUCUUUCGCCAAACUGUCGCCCCUCUUGAAAUCCUCGUCUGCGAAUCGCCAACCUAAUAGGUUGCCGUUGUCUAACAUCGCCAUGGCUUCGACGCCAAUGAAUAACUUGGAUUGGACCGCUACAUCACCUCCUACGAUAUAUGAUCAAAAACCAAGUUGUGCUCAGCUAAACACCAAGAGAAAUUGCGAUGACACACGGGAAGUGGAUUCCGCUGGAAAGAAAAGCAGCUCUACCGAACCCGGGUUCAAAAGGCCUAGAAUCGAAACCCCGUCGCCGUUGCCGACUUUUAAGGUUCGGAAAGAGAAGCUAGGGGACCGAAUCACUGCGUUGCAGCAGUUGGUUUCACCUUUUGGAAAGACUGAUACAGCAUCUGUUCUUCAUGAAGCCAUCGAGUACAUCAAGUUCUUACAUGAUCAAGUCCAUGUUUUGAGUACUCCAUACAUGAGAAAUGGAGCUCCCAUUCAGCAUCAACAGGGUCUUGAUAAACUGAAAGAUUAUACAUCAGAAGGGCCAAAGCAAGACUUAAGGAGCCGAGGGCUAUGCUUGGUGCCAAUCUCAAGCACAUUCCCAGUGGCUCAUGAGACCCCGGUUGAUUUUUGGACUCCAACAUUCGGAGGAAGUUUCAGAUAGAGACGGAAAGAGAGAAGAUAGAAGGCAAGCAACGAGUUGACUCGUUACACGGGUAGCUGACUCAACAGACCAACAAGGAAGAAUCUGACUCCAACCCCAACAAGAAAAAGAAGGGUUCAGAAAAGAUGUGUAUAACAUAAACUUCAGUUUUUAGUAAAGACAGAGAAGCUGCAUUGCUUUUGUUU
This is a messenger RNA of Rhodamnia argentea, 1786 nucleotides long. RefSeq names its product transcription factor bHLH112-like. Gene Ontology annotation, cellular component: nucleus. Lineage: Eukaryota; Viridiplantae; Streptophyta; Magnoliopsida; Myrtales; Myrtaceae. Gene Ontology annotation, biological process: regulation of transcription by RNA polymerase II. The coding region runs from base 204 to 1601 and encodes 465 amino acids. The record is from RefSeq and is a predicted model, not a curated record. The transcript has 7 exons. Gene Ontology annotation, molecular function: protein dimerization activity; DNA-binding transcription factor activity, RNA polymerase II-specific; RNA polymerase II cis-regulatory region sequence-specific DNA binding.